This is a messenger RNA of Heterotrigona itama, 1077 nucleotides long. The record is from the annotation of a GenBank genome assembly. Lineage: Eukaryota; Metazoa; Arthropoda; Insecta; Hymenoptera; Apidae.
AUGAACCUACGAAACGUAUUAAAUGACGCGCUGUUUCUUCUUCUCCUCAAUCUUACCAGUUCCUUCCUCCAAGUAUAUUUAUUUAUUUACAUUGUCGAUUAUUCAAAUAAAAUUCGAGAAACGUUAACAGAGAAACAUUCUAUUUAAAAUUGCUAUAUAAAACCUAUUUCGUGUCGUUUCUUUACUUUUUGCAAAGAUCAUCACCGAGGUUGAUGUGCCAGAACUGCAGCUGCUAGCGUCGAACUUGAAGCCCGAAGAGUGUGUGAAACUUGUGUCUUUGGAUUCUAACAGUAAGAAUAUUUAAAUAUUACGUUAUUUCGUGAGGAUUAACGGUUAUACUUUGGAGUAUUCUUAAGUGCAUAUUUAAUAGCUCAACUGUCGGAAACGCAAAUAAAGAAGUUGGCUCGAGAACAAAAUUGCUUUCGAAGGCUCGUGAAAUGGGUUUGUCACUUGAAAACUGUUACGAGGAAUACGUAUCCGAUCUUGAACAGCCUCCUUGAACGCAUCGGCAGGAGAGAUUUAAUCGCGUGUCUCGCAGAGCUCAGCACGAAAACUUCCAAGUCACCGAAAGUGAUACGCAAAGUUCGAGCGGAUGAUUCCGACGACUACGAAGAAACAGCCACGACUGCACCAACGAAAAAAGAGAAACAUAGUGAUACGGAGCAAGCUCAAGUCUCGAACCAAAUGAUCGAAAAGAUCAGUGGACGUACCACUAUCAAAUUGUCGUUGCGCAACGCAGGCAUCGUUGUCGCUUCGAUCAUACUUGUAACCUGUUUGUGUACGUGUUUAUGUUCGUACAUUAUAAGAAGGAGGCUGACGAAAAUGUACGAAAAAAUACGAGGGAAGAAAAAGAAAGGUAAAUUCAUAGAAGAUACGGGGGUGUCUAGACGUUAUUUCGCUCGAAAGCCACGAGCAAAAAGGAAACGACCUCCGUCGUACGAAAUGGUGCACACGGCCACGGAAAACGCCACCAUGGUGGCACCUCCGCCGAAGGAACCGGAAGAACCAGAGCUGCCAGCUUGUUACAGAUGUUUCAAGAAGAAACGAAAGAAAAGCGCCAGAAGACCAAACAGAUGA